AUGUUUUCCAAGAUAGCAGAUCGCUUGCUUAAAGGCACAGGCCUUUCACGAAACGCAUCAUGCAUUCUUACCGUGAGACAAAGGGUCGGCUCACUUGCGGAUAUCAAGUACGACCUCGAAAUAAUCCUCAGCCUGAGAAGACCAGAGGGUUACUUAUCAGUUGAAAAGAAAAGGAGGUAUUGUACCAGGUAUGAAAGACUUUUCGGAACCCUGGAUCCUGUCCGAGGCCACAAUAUCGUUUCUAUACGCAGACCCCAGGCGACAGUUGACUGGGCAAUGGUUUCCGAGUGGCUGAAAGAUUGCCAAAACAGGUGCUGCCAUGUCAAGCCUGAAAACACACUUACAAGUGAAUUCCGAGUGAUUGAUGUCAGAAAGAGGUGUAUCGCGCUGGUUCCCACCCCCUGUGAAUAUGCAGCUUUGAGCUACGUUUGGGGAGCUGCAAGUGCUCAAUUGCAGGCAACAACAGAGAAUAUCCACCGUCUGAGUGCGGAUGGCUCUCUGAGCAGCGAUCUCUUGCCACAGGUCAUCGAGGAUGCAAUUUUUGCAUGCAGCGCUCUAGGCAUCGAUUAUAUUUGGGUUGAUCGGCUUUGUAUCUUGCAGGACGAGGAGCCUCGCAAGAAGGAUCGAUUUUUGAAUGCCAUGGGGGAGAUAUACAGCCACUCAUCUCUCACUUUGGUCGCUCUCGAUGGGUCUGAUGCCGACCAUGGCCUGACAGGAGUUGGCAAAGUGCAGCGACCUGCGUACUGGACGAGACAGUGGCAGGGAAUUCAUCUCAUCAGCGAAUUUCACGGUUAUCAUGAGUUCUUCCGGCAGUCCAAAUGGGCAUCUAGGGGUUGGACUCUUCAAGAGGCAUUUUUCUCACCAAGGUUGCUGUUCUUCUCUGAUACCAGGGUUUUCUAUGAAUGCCGCCAUAGAGAAGAAAUCCAAGACGAGAUUGAAGGGACGGUUCCCAAAUUGAGAGAUCUCUGGAGAUUGAAAGACUCUUACAGUAAAGUGGUGCGGGAGCUCACUCAGAGGGAUCUGACUUUCGAAUCCGACAUACUGCAUGCAUUCAAAGGGAUUCUACAUACGAGAUGGGGAUCCGGCUAUUAUGGUCUCCCUCUGAAUAUCUUCAGUGAUGCAAUACUCUGGACCGUCGAUAGUGAUUCUAAGUCCCCAGUGUCUUCAACUCCCGCCACCUAUGAACUUUGGUUGCCGGGUUACGACUGGACGGUCACAAUCAACGAACAUGUGGCAAGGCACGCACCCCUGGGGGACGUAUUUCCCUCAUGGUCGUGGUCUUCCAUCAACGGUGUCAUCACUGGUAAUUACACAUGCCACUUCGCUGAGUGGACUAAAGCGCGGACAUCACUCGCAGUAUGGGCGAUCCCAUCCACUUUUAACGGUCGACCGAGUAUACAGCCUCUCUCGAAUGCUGCAGGCGAGCCAGAAGUGUUUGACGAACGGGAGGAGUUUAAAUCACCCAAUGAGCGCGAUGAACAAGAAAUGAUAGACCUUGAAACCCGUUCACGUGUAGAUCAUUCGGUACAACUCCAUCUUGGAUAUCGCUCAAAAGAAUAUGUCUUGGCGCGACUUGCGGCUGUCCUGGCAUGGAAAUCCGGUUGCUUCUCGGGAUGUCUGCCGACUAUACUCGACAUUGAUGGUACAUGGGAGGACUAUGAGAAGCUCGUUUCUAGCAACUGGCGCUCGCUCGCGCAGUUAUGUGACGAGGCCCAUUGUAUGCCGAACGGCACAAUGUCUGAACAAGAUGUGGAAGCAAGGUUCCCUUUUGAGAUGUGGUCCAAAUGCCCAGUCGGAUCGAUCUUUGUCUACACCCAAUCGCUCCAUCUCGAUCUGAUCCUCAUGGAAAACGACACAAGGCUUCACGUUAAAGCAGGCGAGUUGGUCCCUAACUUGGUGCUCGGAUCAGUCAACAUGGAACGCAUCAAACGUGCUCGUCAUCAGAGUCCCCAGGCUGUCUUUGAUGUGUUGGCUCUCUCUAUUAGACCCAGCUUUUUGGAGGAUGGUGCAAAUGAUGAAGACAAUUGGUACGAUUCUACAGGGACUGAGCUUUGUUACCUUCACCCGGACCCUAUCGUAGUGGAGCUUAUGGUUGUUGAGACGGAGAAUGGCAUCAGUCGACGUGUCGCACUGGCAUGGACCUUUUUGAAGCCUUGGAUAAGAGAACGGCCUCGAUUCCAUACAUUUCACUUGGUUUGA
Aspergillus wentii DTO 134E9 is the source of this 2199-nucleotide messenger RNA. Its product is annotated as HET domain-containing protein. The record is from RefSeq and is a predicted model, not a curated record. The coding region runs from base 1 to 2199 and encodes 732 amino acids. The transcript has 2 exons. Lineage: Eukaryota; Fungi; Ascomycota; Eurotiomycetes; Eurotiales; Aspergillaceae.